Molecule: messenger RNA, 2099 nt
Organism: Olea europaea var. sylvestris
Lineage: Eukaryota; Viridiplantae; Streptophyta; Magnoliopsida; Lamiales; Oleaceae
Product: pre-mRNA-processing factor 19-like
Exons: 18
Coding region: 192-1769 (525 amino acids)
Biological process (GO): protein ubiquitination; DNA repair; mRNA splicing, via spliceosome
Cellular component (GO): Prp19 complex; U2-type catalytic step 1 spliceosome; cytoplasm
Molecular function (GO): protein binding; ubiquitin protein ligase activity
Source: RefSeq, a predicted model, not a curated record
UGUAUCCCAUGCGAGUUUUUUGGUUCGGGUUGUGUCAAGUGGAGUCGAGUCCUUGAACUUAGUAUUUUAUGAUACUUUGGCCCCCUUCUCUCUCCUUCCUCCCUCUCAGUGUGAUACUGAACAGAGCUUCUGCAUAAACCCUAGCUCUCUCCCCCCUCUGGCGUACAUACAGUCUAAGUGAGACGUGAACGAUGAAUUGUUCAAUUUCCGGUGAGGUGCCGGAGGAACCUGUAGUCUCCAAGAAGUCUGGUCUCCUCUUUGAGAAGCGCUUGAUUGAGCGACACAUCUCGGAUUAUGGAAAAUGUCCAAUUACUGGGGAACCCCUAACCUUGGAUGACAUUGUCCCAAUCCAAACUGGGAAGAUAGUGAAGCCCCGACCAGUACAGGCUGCAAGUAUUCCCGGGAUGUUGGGAAUGUUUCAAAUUGAAUGGGAUGGUUUGAUGCUAUCCAAUUUUGCAUUAGAGCAACAAUUACAUACUGCUAGGCAAGAGCUCAGUCAUGCCUUAUAUCAGCAUGAUGCUGCAUGUCGUGUUAUUGCAAGGCUAAAGAAGGAAAGGGACGAGGCGGUGGCAUUACUAGCACAGGCAGAAAGACAGAUACCCAUUUCAGUAGCAGCUCCAAAUGCAGUUAUUACUGCUGCCUUAAGCAAUGGGAAAAGAGCUGCGGAGGAAGAUGAGAUUGGUCCUGAUGGGAAAAGAAUCCGUCCUGGAAUAUCAAGUAAUAUCAUUUCUGAGCUUUCAGACUGUAAUGCUGCUCUUUCACAGCUAAGGAAAAAGCGACAGAUACCCCCAACAUUGGCAUCAAUUGAUGCUGUGGAGAAAUAUACUCAGCUUAAUAGUUAUCCUCUGCAUCGGACAAACAAACCUGGCAUAUUAUCUUUGGACAUCCAGUAUUCCAAGGACAUUAUUGCGACUGCUGGAGUUGACACGAAUGCUGUAGUCUUUGAUCGCACUUCAGGGCAGAUAGUAUCUACGCUUAAUGGUCAUUCAAAGAAGGUAACAAGUGUGAAAUUUGUGGCUGAAGGUGAAUUAGUAGUUACUGGAUCUGCUGACAAGACAGUUCGUUUGUGGCAAGGAAGCGAAAAUGGAAAUUAUGAUUGUAGGCAUAUUUUGAAGGAUCAUACUGCAGAGGUGCAAGCAGUUACAGUCCAUGCUACAUCUAACUACUUCGUGACUGCAUCUCUUGACAGCACAUGGUGCUUCUACGAAAUAGCUUCUGGUUUAUGCCUCACUCAGGUUGAAGACACUUCCGGUUCUUCUGAUGGUUACACAGCUGCAGCUUUUCAUCCUGAUGGUCUUAUCCUUGGAACUGGCACCUCUGGGGCACUUGUUAAGAUUUGGGACGUAAAAAGUCAGACGAAUGUUGCAAGAUUUGACGGGCAUGUCGGGGCUGUAACUGCCAUUUCAUUUUCAGAGAACGGUUACUUCCUCGCUACAGCGGCUCAAGAUGGUGUCAAGCUUUGGGAUCUACGCAAAUUGAAAAACUUUAGGACUUUUACUCCAUAUGAUGAAAAUACACCUACACAAUCAGUGGAGUUUGACCACAGCGGAAGUUACCUUGCAUUGGGAGGCUCGGAUAUACGUGUUUAUCAAGUUGCCACUGUCAAAACCGAAUGGAACUGCAUCAAAACUUUUCCAGACUUGUCUGGCACAGGUAAAGCGACGAGCGUAAAAUUUGGCCCAGAUGCAAAAUACAUAGCUGUAGGAUCCAUGGAUAGAAAUCUCAGAAUAUUUGGUCUGCCCGAGGAGGAUGGUUCAUUGGAGUCGUAAAAAAGCACCUUCAACUGCUAAUUUUGCAGUCCCUGCAAUUGCUUUUGGAGGGUCAUUGGCUAAAAAUAUGGAAGCUGAAAGCAAGAUGUUAGUGUGGGUGGGGAGAGGUUAAUGCAUCUGAAGUAGCUUUUAAGGUGAGAUGAAAAUACAGGUUCUUGUAUCGUCGAUUUCUAUUAUUUUAAAGUAGCUUUCAUGCUUAGCUUUUAAUGUCGUACAUUCCCCCCGCCCCCGAAGAUUUGUGAUAUGUUUUGCUUACAAUUGAUGAUAGAUUAUACUUAUAUUGUAGUAACUACAGGAUCAAAUUGAUCAAAGUUCAAAUAUUUAAACUAA